This is a messenger RNA of Pistacia vera, 780 nucleotides long. RefSeq lists its product as uncharacterized. Gene Ontology annotation, molecular function: zinc ion binding; nucleic acid binding. The record is from RefSeq and is a predicted model, not a curated record. The transcript has a single exon. The coding region runs from base 1 to 780 and encodes 259 amino acids. Lineage: Eukaryota; Viridiplantae; Streptophyta; Magnoliopsida; Sapindales; Anacardiaceae.
AUGGUGAUAGCUUGGAUUCAACAUUUGGUUGCCUUAGAACACAGAUCAAGCAUAGCUUAUGCCGAAACUGUUGAGGAUGUUUGGAACGAUCUUUGCGAGCGAUUCUGGAUUCAAAAUGCUCCAAGAAUUUUUCAGCUCACCAAGUCCAUCUCGGCACUUACACAGGAUGAUGAUUCAGUUAGCCAAUACUACAACCAGUUGAAAAGUUUAUGGGAUGAACUGGAGAUUUAUGAACCAAUGCCGUCAUGUUCAUGUGGCGCAGUCAAGACCCUGAUGGAAUAUAAUCACAGAAGUAGGGUUAUGCAAUUCCUUAUGGGAUUACAUGACUCCUUUGAUGCUAUUCGCGCCCAAAUACUCCUCUAUGAUCCUCUUCCAGCACUGAAUCGUGUUCUAUCUCUUGUCCAACAGGAAGAAAGACGACGCCAACUUCACUCCCCUUCUGCUCCGAUUGCAAUGGCGACAAAAAGACCCAACCAACGAAGUCAUUCUUCCUCCCGCAAGGAUCGAUUAUUCUGUUCCCAUUGCAACAUUUUAGGCCAUUCACUGGAACGAUGCUUCAAAGCCAACCCCAAUCUUCCCGUAUGCACACAUUGCAACAUACCAGGCCAUACCAAAGAUAAAUGCUACAAGCUAACUGGUUUUCCUCCAGGUCACAGAAACAACUCCAGAUCUAAAUCCUACGCUAAUCAAUCUUCACUUGAACAUGAACAAAUCGGCAAUGGACCAUCUAUUACUCAAGAGCAGUACAACCAGCUCAUCGCCUUGCUCCAAUCCUUUUAG